CUCUUUCUCUCUCUCUCUCUUUAUUUCUCUUUCAUAAGCCAACUUUUUAACGUGUAACAAGGCGGGCACUGCCUCUCUCAGGCAAAAAAUGGGUUGCAAGUCAGCUGACAAGCCAAAAGCUAAGCACAGGAAGGGGUUAUGGUCACCUGAAGAAGACCUAAAGCUCAGAAACUAUGUCCUCCAACAUGGCCAUGGUUGCUGGAGCUCUGUUCCCAUCAAUGCAGGUUUGCAGAGGAAUGGGAAGAGCUGCAGAUUAAGGUGGAUUAAUUACUUGAGACCAGGAUUAAAGCGAGGGAUGUUUACGCCGCAAGAGGAGGAAACAAUCCUGGCCCUUCACCAUUUGUUAGGCAACAAGUGGUCCCUAAUUGCAAAAAAUUUGCCUGGAAGAACUGACAAUGAGAUAAAGAACUACUGGCAUUCCUAUCUGAAGAAGAGAGUGGCAAAAUUUGAAGAAAUGGAAGCUCAGACGAGGACUCGAUACACCAACUCAAGCUCUGAAAAUACAGAAUCUACUGUGUCUCCACAAAAUCUCACAGACCAAAUUCCAAGCUAUGAAUCCUUCCAGCACAUUGAAAAAUCGUCAAUGACUACUGAUCAAGCUGUUCCACAGCAUUUUGACUUCGCUAAAGAGCCACAUAGAAGCUCACUACCAAAGCUUUUAUUCGCAGAGUGGCUAUCGCUAGAUCAAGAAGGUGGAAGCUUCUCGAAUUCAGGUAAGCCAGUGGCUUCCUCAGAUGGACUUAAUCAUGGUUCAAGUUCAAACUUCCAGGAUCCCUUCAUGAAUGCAUAUUUAUCAAAUGAGGGAGCAUUUGGAAGUGAUUUUCAUGAUGGACUAAGCAAUGCAUCAGUAAAUGAAAUGUUUAGCUCACAAUUCAAGUUCGAAACGCAGAUUUCAGGAAAUGAGUUUGUUGUUUCUAUAUCUGGGGACGACAUAUGUCAUGAUUUCAAUAUCAACGAUGAUGUAAUGUACAUAUAAGGGCAUCGUUCCAUGGAAACUUUUGAAAUAAGCUACUUUCAAGAGAUACCUCACUUCUGUAUCGUUCACAAAUUCUAAUAGUUUAUAUGUGUUUUUGAAAACAAAUUGAACUCUCAAAUAAU
Durio zibethinus is the source of this 1098-nucleotide messenger RNA. Its product is annotated as transcription factor LAF1-like. The record is from RefSeq and is a predicted model, not a curated record. NCBI's taxonomy places the organism in Eukaryota, Viridiplantae, Streptophyta, Magnoliopsida, Malvales, Malvaceae.